UUAUUGAGACGAGAAAUUAAACCAAGUAACCAUCACGUGCGUUCGAUGAGGUUAUACAGUUCUACAUGGCUAAGCAAAAGCUUUCUUGAAACACAAAGUAUAUGCACCGUAUGGCCAGACAAAAUACUGCCUCAGCUGAACGCUCAAGUGCGUGCGUAGAGGAGUACACGCGAGGAAAAGCUGACUUCGAACAAUUUUAAAACUUAUGGAGUACAUAUAAGAUUUUCCCACCAUGCAACUGAUUGACUGCAGCUAAGCAGACUAUGUUAGAUCAAGAUGAUUUAAAUCAAACAUUUUGAUUCUAGGGAGGUAAAAUAAUCUACUGGUAUAUACCGUCAGCGACAGACCGAAAAACUAACGUCUCGCGAGGACAUUCGCGUAGUUCUCGCGCGUCUUUCGCGAUCUGUUGCAAUUGAUGCAAACGGGGUUAACUGUUAAUGAAUAAAAAGAAGAGAAGAAUCUUUAAAAACAUCUCAGGAAGAAAUUGCUUGCUCUCAAUUUCCCCUCAGAAAUGAAUACUAUAUAGUCAGGGAAUUGACAAAGAUUUAGAUAAGGAUGGGUCGCGACUUAAAAGGCACCAAAGUUGCUGCCACGUGAUAAAUAAUCGUUUACCUUAAUUUAUAUAUAUAGUUUUUGACGAACAAACGGGGCGAGAUAGAUCUGUACGGUGAACUUUUACCCUGCUGGGAUAUACAUAACAAGCAAAUCAAUUUGGUUGGUGAAAGUUUUUCAAUCGAUUUAAACUGCACACACAACUGACAAUUAACGCCUAAGAAUUUCUUGACUAUUCUGUGUUUACACCUGAUACAAUAAGAAAAAUAUCCGACAAACUGAUCUGCAUGGCAAUGAGAAGAGAGAAGAGAAAGAAAUGAUAUGAAGAACAGACAGUGGUGUACAUUUACCCAGCACAUUUUCGGUUUCCACAAAAAAAUCUUCUACGUUGGCUAAAAAAGUACUGUUUUUCUUUGUUAAGCAGAUUACCAGUUUGUAAAGUUUGAGAAAAAUAUACAGCACAAGCUUAAGGGUUCGGAAAACAAGUAAAAUGACGACAAAGCUAAUGUAGAUAUAUUUCACACGGCACACCAACACUUAUGAUGGACGCUUAUUCGAGUUUUUAUAUUUUUAUACGUGACACAGUUGGUUUGGUAAUUAUAGCUAGUUUAUGAAGAAUGCUUACGUAGGGAUAUUAAUCCGAAGGUGUGCUUAUUGUUAUUAUCUAUGUAGAAUAUAUUUUCAUCAUCUCGUGAGAGCUGUUCAUUGUUGCCCAGCAAAUACUGGGAAAAACUAUCUAAGACGGCAUUUCACGCGAAAUUGAUGAAAUUUACUGAUCUUCACACCAGAUUACCACAUUAUUGUUAUUCUGUCUUCACUGAUAAAUAUACUAAAUUAAGAAUUGAAUUAAGCACUGUUUUCGUUUUAAGCUCAACAGAUGUUCUCAGAGCAUUUGGCGCAGGGCAUAAUCUGCGCUUUCUUAGCGAUUGCAGGUUCCAACUCCGUAUUAUCUAUUUGUAGCGUUAUUUUCCAAGGUAUUGCUCAAUGCUUAAAACAAAAUGAAGCUUAAUUUAUCUCUUCAGAGAGUGAUUGGGGACGGAAACAUAAUAAUAUGAUUAAUUUACCUUUUAUCGUGUUUGGAAAGAUAAAAAGUCUUGUUAUUCAUUUAUGAAUGCAUCCGAAAUGCGUUCAUUUGUGGACAGUUGAGUUCGGAGGAGAGCUGACCACUAUAAUACAUCGCUAUACAUCGUCCAAUAAUUUAACUACGCCGACGGAUUUAGAUUUACCGUCCGUAUGAAUUGGCAGAAAUAGACCAGUUGUCUCGCAUUUUCAUCUUGUCUCUUAGCCAAGACAGACAACCAUGGCAACCACUUUUCUCUUUGAGCACACAUGCGUUGUUAAGAAGACACGAACUACGUCAUCUCUUGCGCAACGUCUCGUCUUUGAACCCGCGAGGCAAAGCAUUUCGCCACCCAAGGACCGAUUAAGGACCAUCGAUUUUUUAAAAAUUUCUCUGGCUCUUUGUGCUGCUGAUCUCAUGUUCCACUCUGCGCGCGCUGUUUAACUUUGAGGAGUAAUCUGGGUCUUAUCCGUCAAACUGGCGCUGUUUUAGUUCAAAAACUCACCAGUUAUUUUGAUUUUGUUCUGCGCAACAAACCCAGGUUAAUUCACAUACGAAUUAUUCACGAAGCAAUUGAGAAAGAUAUAGGCUUUGUUUAAUUCUGACAGCUGAUCACGACUAUUUGUAUUAUUCGGACCAAUAAGCGCGCGCGAGAUCUUUCUCCACUACACAGUGUAAUUGACAAGGGUAGAUUUGUAUAAUAAAUGCAUACGUUUAAGACAACUUUCAAUGUUUUUUUUUCUAACCUUGGACAAAUUGUGGUUCAUUUUCGGCGGGAUUUAAGUAAAACGUCAUUCGUGUAUGUAUAGAUAUAUCUUUUUUUUUUAGAUAAUUCACAAUAGCCUUCGGUCAUAUCACCAUGCACUUUACCUGACGAAAACAAACCUUUCUCAAGAGAUAAUGGAAGCUAAAAAUAUCUAUGUUCGACUUAGUUGUAUUUUAAUUUUCAAAGGAAGUUCUGAUUCUUAAGGACCAAGAGAAAUUUUCGUUGACACAAAGUCUACUAAGUAAGGAGAGAGCGAAGAGCGACGUAAAUGUGCCGCUUGAAGAAGUACGACAUCAGCGCUCUACUUUUUCCCUCGCGAAUUUGACCACGCAAAGUAUGACCAAUUUUAAAUUUAUGAGCGAACUCGCAACUCGUCGAAAAUCAUACCUUAACUGCAUUUACUUGGAAGACAUAUUUUAAUUUACUUUUAACCUCAAUGUAAUGGCUACAAACUGGGGUAAAGUGAAGUAUAUUGCGCGAGUUAGACCCGACUCAGAUGAUGGCAUAAUUGAUGACUGUAAUGACUCGCUGGACGAAUGUGAGGUGCGAGUUAAAAUCAACGACGUCUUGGGAGAAACCGACCAGGACGACGGAUUUAAAACAAGAUCAAGACGGUGUCAACCGCAUUUGAAGCGGAUUCAGUAUGACAGUUUAUGUCUGUCUGUUCCACAAGACAUAGGAAGAGGGAAUGAUAUUCCUUACGAACAGGUGAAAUCAGGCCAAGCUGACAAAACUGCUUUGAGGAAAAGAAGUCACAGUGCAAAUUCGCUCUCAGUUUUAUAUGGCUCAGAGAUUAAUGGGGAUAUUCCGUUGCGGUCGCAAUCGCUGCUCAAAAUUGUAAACCGGCGGGUUCUUGUGAAGGAUUUGUUUGCAAAAGAAGAAGAAGUCGAUACUUACGAUAUGAAGUCAGGUGAUUAUGGCGACAGUGAGAGGGAAACAAUCCACACUUUAUCCAGAAAAGGAAACACGCAGGAGAUCAGAGUACUUCUUCAACAGAAUGAAGACAUCGACAAAAGAGACAGUUAUGGCAAAACCGCGCUUCACUGUGCCGUAUCAGCAGGCCAGGUCAAUACCGUGAAAUAUCUCCUCCACAACCAUGCAAACCCUAACCUUAAAGACCACAGAGAGGAGGCACCACUGCACGCCGCGGUGCGGACUGGAAACAUUGAAGUGGUCGAGGUAGGGUUUAAAUAACUUAAAUUACAUUUCUGAGAAUGCUCGGUCAGAUUAGAAACAAUGUCUGAAGAUGAACUAAGUGAUCGAAACUUUAAGGUGAUUCCUUAGUAUUGCAU
This is a messenger RNA of Orbicella faveolata, 3670 nucleotides long. RefSeq names its product transient receptor potential cation channel subfamily A member 1-like. NCBI's taxonomy places the organism in Eukaryota, Metazoa, Cnidaria, Anthozoa, Scleractinia, Merulinidae. Gene Ontology annotation, molecular function: monoatomic ion channel activity; protein binding. The record is from RefSeq and is a predicted model, not a curated record. Gene Ontology annotation, cellular component: transmembrane transporter complex; membrane. Gene Ontology annotation, biological process: monoatomic ion transmembrane transport.